This is a messenger RNA of Lineus longissimus, 4108 nucleotides long. RefSeq names its product mucin-5AC-like. Bases 245 to 3202 code for a protein of 985 amino acids. The transcript is spliced from 6 exons. NCBI's taxonomy places the organism in Eukaryota, Metazoa, Nemertea, Pilidiophora, Heteronemertea, Lineidae. The record is from RefSeq and is a predicted model, not a curated record.
CUUUCAACUGGCAUUUACCAUUCAGAGCGAGACUCAUCAUUUAUCAUUCAAAAGGCGAUAUUUUCUUCUUACAAAAUGAGAAGACGUCUUUUUAGGGCAGUAGGCCCUGUGUUCAUAGUGUUUAGAAAAUCGAGGUCGGUGUAUGUUGGAAAUCAUGCCUUACAUAAUAGUUUACCUCCCAAAAUACGAGAUCAGUUAUAGGAUCCUUUUUCACAGUUCAGAGUGUUAUAGAUAAGGAUUCAUCAUGUGGCUGCCGGCGAUACUAGGAUAUUUCUUGCUUCCUUAUCUUGCUGAGGGUGCUGAUAAAAAAUUCACUUGCUCUCCGGGACGCUUGACGGUCACAUGUGAUGCAAGGAAAGUCAUACUUGUAAAACAAGUGCAGCGUGGCUCUUAUGGUGGCGCGUUCGAUCCCUCCCAUUGCAAAUACCAAGGUGGUGAUGGGCUUGAAACAGCCGAUGGUAAUUCAAAACAGGUUUGGAAGGACUGCAAUCUACAAAACACGUGCUCUGUCUUAUUCAUCCAAUCGGGGAAUUAUUAUCUGGAAAUGGCUUAUGAAUGUGUUUAUAAGAGUAACAUCGAAAUGCUAGAUAUCUGCGAUACUGGCGGUGGCACGCGAUUAGUGGCAAAGCAUGGAUACAUUUACAGUCCCUGCUACCCGAACUUGUCGACGUGGACAAUGUCAACACAUGUAUAUUGUGAGUGCAGUGGGACGUUAGCUUCCGGGGGAACGGGAGACAUAACUAUCAGUGUCUUCAACGCAUUUCAAGGAACAGAAGAACUGGGUAUCAGAUGGCAUAGUAUCACUAAUGCACCGGUGACAUUUAAAAAUACCUCACGAAGCUUCAGGACGUUAAGAAGCGCCACCGGGAGUUUUCACCUUCGAUUCUCUUCUACUUAUGUAGGAUCUGAUUGGAACAGAGGUUUUUGGUUAGAAUUCACAGCGGACUCCCCACUUGAAUUCAAAUGCUCAAAUACAGUAGUAACGCCACCAACUUGCCAAGCUCCUGUCCCCCCUCCCACCACAACACCGACAACAACAAUAACGACGACGACAACAACAACAACAACAACAACGACACCAACAACAAUAGCAACAACUACAACUACAACAACUCCAACCACAACCACGCCAACCACAAGCUCAGGAAGUGGUUUGCCCGGCGUGAAGACAACGAUUCCCGAAACAGCAACCACAUCAAGUUCAUCAAAAACUGAUGGGACCACCAAAGUAGAUGAUGAGUCUCAGUUGGGCCAACGAGAUAUCAUUGCCAUCGCUGUGGGCACCAUCAUACCACUGAUCGUCAUUGCUGCCAUUGUAGCAACUGUGCUCAUCAUUCUGAGGAAACGACGACAAGCUGCAGAAGCGAAAUCCAAAAGCAAAGAAGAACUGGUACCGAAGGCUUCUGUCGUGGGUUUCAGUAUUUCUCUCGUCAACCCAAGCUGUGAUCCCGAGUCAGGGGAGCAAAUACCCCAACGUGUGGAGGAAACUGAAACUGACAUUGCAGAAGACGACCCGUCGUCCCUUUACUCUUUGGAAAAUGAAGGGGCGGUUACGCUUAAGUUUGGGAAUCCCAAUGGUGGAGCUGUGGAGGAUGUUUUACCUCCUCGUGAUAAUGUCAAUGUUGGCCAACCUAAGAAGCCUGUAGUGCCGGCGCCGAGAAAAACGACGGAGUCGAAGAAGGAUACUUGUCCACGUGAUUCCGAGGAUCCGUCGUCCCUUUACUCGUUGGCAAAUAAAGAAGCGGUUCCGCUCGAGUUUGGGAAUCCCAAUGGUGAAGCUGGGGAUGAUGUUUUACCUCUUCGUGAUAAUGUCAAUGUUGGCCAACCUACGAAGCCGGUAGUGCCGGCGCCGAGAAAAACGACGGAGUCGAAGAAGGACACUUGUCCACGUGAUUCCGAGGAAGGUGGAAAUCCUGCUGAUGCCGUGUACACAGAGGUAGUUAAGAAAGGCAGCAGAGAAAAAGCUCCAAGUAGCAAGAAACUUGCUGAGGGUGCUGCCGCCUCUGAGAAACAAGCAUCUUGGCCACUGAAACUAAUCACAAAACCGAAACCCGCGACGAAACCUCCGUUAAAUUCCCUGAAGGAUACUGGUCCCAGUGAGAUCGAGGACGACAGUCCCAAAGAUGUUUAUGCCAAAGUCGAAAAGAAAGAUAGAAGAGGACACGUUGGUUUUGUAAAUCAGGCGCUUGCUGGUGAAGAUUCCGUGGCAGAGGUGAGUUGUGCAACUGGUGGUGCAGGGGCGGGAGAGCGUGACCUCUACACCCAGCAGGUCAAUAAAAGUGCCAAAAGGAAAGUCUCUCGACCCGAGGAACCGAACAUUGACAUCAACCAUGUCGGCAUUUCAGAACCACCGAGCGAUGCUGUUUAUGCGCAAGUUGAUAAGACAGCUAAACCAAAAACGCCGAAAAAACCACAAGUUCCCAGGCAUAUUAUCGGUGGAGCUCAAAAUGCGUCGAAGAGAGCAGAAGAUGCUUCUUCCGGUGACGUCUAUGCGCAAGUUCAGAAAGAAAAGAGGGCAACGUCGCCACGUGGUGAGGCCUCAAAAUAUGACCACUUAAACUUUGAUAUAAUCGCUCAGAAGAAAGUUUCAGAUAAGACUGAUUUGUACAGUAGUGUUGAUGAUGUUGUCACUUCGACACUUGAUGACGAAGGCGACGAGUCCUCUGACGGCGAAAUAUACGGUCCUGUUAAUGCUGACCAUGACGAGGGUCUCUACGGUCCUGUUAAUGAUGACGGUGACGGGGAUCUUUACGGUAGUGUUGAUGAUGUCGGUGACGAGGAUCUUUACGGUCCUGUUGAUGUUGACGGUGACGGGGAUCUUUACGGUAGUGUUGAUGAUGACGGUAACGAGGAUCUUUACGGCAGUGUUGAUGAUGACGGUGACGGGGAUCUUUAUGGUAGUGCUGGUGAUGACGGUGGUUAUGGUUAUGCAUACGCUGAGGGUCGAGGUUUUGAUAGAUCUGACCCGGAUUAUGGCGAGGUUGGUGAUAUUCAAGAUGGCGGGCCGAUAAUGGAACCAGGUGACGAUACAUAUACAUUGAUUCCAAAUAAAUCCACUGUUCAGCAAACUGGUGGAGGAUCUCAACUUCCCUUUGAAACUGACGAUGAUACCUAUGACCAUGUUGCAUUGGAAUUUGCAAGAAAUCCCAAAGUUCAAGAAGACGAGAGAAGAUUAAGUGAUCAGGGCGAUACAGAGGCUUAGCAGUUCGAAAUAAGAAAUCUUCGUAGCUUAGAGUAACCAGACUCUAAGGUCGUAGUCUCUAUCUUCAGAUGCAUCCUUAAGCAUUAUGAGAUGUACAUGUACAUGUAUGUGACUUUCAGGUUUUGUGCGUGAUUGCUCGAGACUGCCAAUAAGAUUUUAACGGGACUACAGGCAGUUAUAUGGGGUCAAAUCGGUCAUGAUGGCUGCCAUGCUGAGUGUUAGAACUUGCUCUGAUUUGAUUAUGUACUGUGAGAUAUAUACUAGAGACAUCUACUGGCAAUUCUGUGUAUCUUUAUCUGGUCCACCAGGCGCCUUUGCCUUUAGUCUUUACUGAUACUUUGUGUCCAAUAUAUUCUUGAAAAUGAAGGAACUGUAUACGGGUGAAAAACUUAUGUCACAUCGGCUUAUCUCUCCUAUUCUAGAAAUGUACAGGUUGGGCGGAUGAGUCUUUUUCCAAUACCAAUGCUGUGUAAAUUGAGGCCAACAAUUUACUAAAUGCUUUGUGAAAUUGACACUACUGUAAUUGUAAUUUGUCGUGUUAUGAUUUGUGGCGUGUAAAUCUGGCCGUGUACAUGUAUAUGACUGGUGGCCUUUGUCAUCUGGUCGUGUAUCACCAGUAGAUUGUAUGAUUAUUGUGAAGUAAAUAAUAAAAAUCACUUCUCAAUACUGGCAUUCAUAGUGCGUGCCUGCAUGCGUGACUGCCCUGUGUAUAUGCCAUUCACUAGGACAGCCUACAUGCUCUCAAAUACUACAUGCACUGAGACACUUCUUGCAAACAUAUAUGGGCUGUUCCUUCUUUGUCAGUUGCUAGGGAGGUUUGAGAACAGCGAUCUGCCAAAAUAUUGUAGGCCCCAACUACAUGUAGAUCUCAUAAAUUCCUGCAUAAAUAUAAUGUACAUCUCACAG